AUGGCCGCCGACCUUCGUUCAGCGUGUGAUCGCUGUCACGACAAAAAACUACGAUGUACAAAGAUUCCGGGCUCUAUAGUUUGUGGCCGCUGCGUCAAAGCGGGCGUCUCUUGUAUCUUUAGUCCUCCUGCUCGAUCACUCCGCCAACCCAACAAUACCGCCUUUGACUGGUCUCCUAUGCUUGAGUUCGACAGUCAAACGUUUGAUCCUCUGGGCAACGUUGGCCUAAAUCCCCAAACGGUUACUCCUCCUGUGAGCGAUGAAGCAGACCCAACGCCCCCGAGUCCAGUGUCACAGUUGGCCGACCUCAUGGUCUCACUGGACCGUCUGCAACAAGACUUUCCCAGCCCGGUGCAGCAUCACGUUUCGACACGCCAGCUUAAAGAAAUUCCCCAAAGCUUGACUGCAAAGUUCAAUCUUCAGACCACUCUUGAUAAUCUACUACAGACGGCUCAGAAGCUUUCGGCAUUAUAUCCUGAGGUGCUGGAGAUACUCCAACCAGGGCAAGACACAUGCAAUAUCCCAGAUUGCAUGCACAGGAGCUUCAGUCAACGCUCGCAGCAAGAGCUCAACAGCUGA
Molecule: messenger RNA, 579 nt
Organism: Fusarium vanettenii 77-13-4
Lineage: Eukaryota; Fungi; Ascomycota; Sordariomycetes; Hypocreales; Nectriaceae
Exons: 2
Coding region: 1-579 (192 amino acids)
Biological process (GO): regulation of DNA-templated transcription
Molecular function (GO): zinc ion binding; DNA-binding transcription factor activity, RNA polymerase II-specific
Source: RefSeq, a predicted model, not a curated record